This is a messenger RNA of Alternaria ventricosa, 927 nucleotides long. RefSeq lists its product as uncharacterized. The coding region runs from base 1 to 927 and encodes 308 amino acids. The transcript has 2 exons. NCBI's taxonomy places the organism in Eukaryota, Fungi, Ascomycota, Dothideomycetes, Pleosporales, Pleosporaceae. The record is from RefSeq and is a predicted model, not a curated record.
AUGGCGCUUGUCAGCCACGGGUUCAAAAGCAAGACGGAUAGGACAAGACCUGUAGACGAGGCAGAUGUUAGGGCGACCUUUGACAGCAUUACCCCACAAGAAGCCGCGGAGCCUACAAACUCUGCUCUUUUCUACCCUGCAGACCGCGGAAGUAUAGUCUUCCCAGAGGAGCCCGCUGUCGCCAUAGUUGCGCGGAAGUACGGAUGCAGCCUCAUUGUCAUUUGCCCUUUCAUGCGCGCAGACAAGAUGGGCUAUAACCAUUUCUACAAUAUCAAGAACCGGCCACCUAUGUACGCCCGAUGGUCGACAGGGCAGCAAGCGCAGGCAAUGCCGCUCGUGUUGGGUUGUCUACCCAUGCACAAGUUCAACACGAGUCCGUCUUACGAGGCCAUGUGGUUCUACAUUGAAGCAAACAGCAUCGACCCUCCGGAUUGGUAUAAUGGCUUCUACACCCAGUUCAAUCUCGGUAGUCUGGCGGACAAUCUCGGCUUUCCUUUCGCCGAACUCUCACCCCAAACCUUCCUGUGGACACUAGUCUACCUUCAUCGUCAACGUAUGACCGGGCUGGCGGUUCCUGAUGAUCAUCUGGGAUGCUGGAUCUACCAUUUCGGUUGGCAUCUCAGCGUUGAGGGCAAACGAGUGAACAAGUACUCUGAUUUGUUGCCAUUCAACUACGACAACGCGUGGCUCUCGGACUAUCAGAGGAAGCAUCCAAACGCGAAGCUGACUUUCGACCGCCUUACACAACUGACUCUCAACCCGAACAUGAACGCUAACGGUAUAUCAAUCGGACAAUAUGCAAGGCUGUGGGAUGAGGCAUUCAGUGCAAGGAUUCAGUAUCAGCAGGACCAAACGCAGGCGAAGUGGGUAGUCUUCAAGACCAAGAUGGAAGCUGCGACCGAGCUGCCACAUCUCUGGAAUUCCUAG